AUGGCUUCUAAUAAAAGUUUCCUCUUCGUCAUCGUCACUCUUCUUCUUGUUCUCAAUAUCUCCGGCAGAACACUCCCUGAGACGGUGGAUUCCACUAACAUAGCGGCAAGGCUCAACGGAGGAGGACUAAUGGAGUGUUGGGACGCACUGUAUGAACUCAAAUCAUGCACCAACGAGAUCGUUCUCUUCUUCCUUAACGGUGAGACCAAACUCGGCGUUGAUUGCUGUCACGCCGUCGAAGUCAUCACCACCGAUUGUUGGCCGGCGAUGCUAACUUCUCUUGGCUUCACCUCUGAUGAAACCAACGUUCUUCGCGGUUUCUGUCAAUCUCCAAAUUCCGGUGGUUCUUCUCCGGCGCCUUCCUCUGUGAAACUUUGA
Messenger RNA from Camelina sativa (false flax), 378 nucleotides. RefSeq names its product egg cell-secreted protein 1.2. Gene Ontology annotation, biological process: double fertilization forming a zygote and endosperm. The record is from RefSeq and is a predicted model, not a curated record. Lineage: Eukaryota; Viridiplantae; Streptophyta; Magnoliopsida; Brassicales; Brassicaceae.